AUGGCAUCUCCAUCAGUUCAUGUUGGAGAGCAAAUUCAAAUUUCGACUGUUACUUAUGAUAAUUACGACGAACAAGUGAUUGGAUUCGGUUACAAUCGUUCUAAUAACGAGUACAAAGUUGUUGGAAUUGUUUUUGGGUAUGGAAGUGGAAUGAUUGUGGUGCAUACCCUCCAAGGCGAUACUAGGUGGAGAAACAGAAGUUGUAUGUUUGAAAAACAACUUUUGUCCGGCUUCGAAGUUUUUCGUGGAUCAUCGGUAUCAGCGGGUAUUUUUGCGAAUGGAUUUCUUCACUGGAUAGAUCAGAUCAAUAAGAGUAUUAUUAUAGCUUUCGAUUUGGAAGAUGACAAGUUUAAAUUCCUCCUAUCAAUACCAGGAGGCCGUGGUGCUAAAUAUGUCGACCUCAUGGUAUUGGGAGGGAAUUUGUGUGUUUUAGAAGUAGUUCCAAGUAAACAUGUCACGGUAUGGGAGUCAGGGUAUAGUAAGGAGCAACACGGGUUCGUUUACCCUAAUUGGGUUACGAAAUUUAAGAUAGCAUUGCAAGACUACAGCUGGUUUGAGCCAUUUGCUCUAACAAAGAGCGACGACAAAUGUUUAUUGUGGUACAAUGUUGUCCUCUCUUGUUAUGACCCUGAUACUAAAACUUUGAGAAAGCUAGAUGAGACUUUGAAGAAACUCAUGGAUGAUUCUACGCCUUCCGUAUAUACCACCACUCGGGCAACUCAUCACGUGAAUAUUAUUGCUUCAUUGAAAGUGAUUAUGGAGGAAAGAGUUGGAAUGAAAAGAAAAGCUCAUGAGGAUCGAGAUAGAAAAAGAAAAACAUACUGGUACGACUAG
Molecule: messenger RNA, 834 nt
Organism: Papaver somniferum (opium poppy)
Lineage: Eukaryota; Viridiplantae; Streptophyta; Magnoliopsida; Ranunculales; Papaveraceae
Exons: 2
Coding region: 1-834 (277 amino acids)
Source: RefSeq, a predicted model, not a curated record